GAAGCAGACGCCCCUUUGAUGGACCGCCGACGUUCGGUCAUGAUACACGAUGGAACAUCAAGAACGGUCAAGCGGCAAUGUCGCCGCUUUGCCUUUUGGGCAGAGGUAGCCCAGGGCUUCCCGGCUAGGAUGGGGGAUGAGGGUAGGGGGUUGGUGUUCCAGAUUUGUUUGCCGUCUUCCAUUUCCUUCCGCACCUAACCCAGCAACCCAGCAAAGAUGAGCCAGCCGAAACCCCAUCCCCAAAGGUCUUCGUCCGUGUACUCGCAGGGCUCCAGCUCGAGCAAUAGCGGAGCAAAUCCUCCCACCCGCUCUUUUCCAAGCUCGGGCUACUCGCCCGCGGCCAACCGACCCGGCAGCAGUGGCAGUAGCGGUCCCGGCUCCGGCGCCGACAUGCCUGCUCAGGCUAGUAUUAUGUCCGCCUACGGCCAUUCGAGCUACGGUGCAGCCAGCCAGAGCGGCGCUAGCGACAGCAAUAGCGGUAGCGUUGGCGCCGCGGGACCGGUCCGGCCCCUAAGCGGCACGUCCUAAACCAACACGUUCAUCCAGUCGGCGCCGCAGACGUCGCCGGCGCGUAGCGCAUCACCAGCGCCGCGCCCGCCGGGGACGACCAGCGGUACGUCCUACUCCAAG
Messenger RNA from Parathielavia appendiculata, 630 nucleotides. RefSeq lists its product as uncharacterized. The record is from RefSeq and is a predicted model, not a curated record. NCBI's taxonomy places the organism in Eukaryota, Fungi, Ascomycota, Sordariomycetes, Sordariales, Chaetomiaceae. The coding region runs from base 217 to 528 and encodes 103 amino acids. The transcript is spliced from 2 exons.